GAUGACCUCGCCCUCGACCAACCUCCACACACAAGUUGCCCAAGCCCAGGGGCAGGAGGCGAGCAGCCGUCAGUGUCAACGACGCAGGAAGAGGGCACGAUUCCUCCAACACGUAUCGCAGCACCGGCGUCUCAUGCUCAAGGUCGGCGGAGCUGAUUCCCGUUCGCACCAAUUGGGAGCCAAUAGCCGUGGCGUGCAGCGGCCACGACGACAAGAUCAAGUUCAGGAUGCGGUGACAACUGACAACUAUGUCAGCGAGCUUAGCAGCCCGCGCACGGGAGGCAGCCAGAUCUGGAGGUUAGGUCUCCGCCGGCAGGAGCUGAGGCGUCAUUAACCACCAAUACCACGUAUCACUACGCCACGGGCUCGCGCCGUCGCUGCUUCGGGAAUUGGACACGCUGGACUGUAAUUGGGAUCACAUUUUUCUGUAGUUCUUGAUUGCAAUCCAUGAAAUCUCUGUAAUGCUGAAUAUAUUUAGCUGUCACCAAUUUUUUUUUUAUUUCUUGGAUGUAUACAAAAUCCCGGGAGACACCAGCUAGAACAAAUGGAGAUACAACAAAGGUGGAUCCACAAA
Lolium perenne is the source of this 574-nucleotide messenger RNA. The record is from RefSeq and is a predicted model, not a curated record. Lineage: Eukaryota; Viridiplantae; Streptophyta; Magnoliopsida; Poales; Poaceae.